Pelobates cultripes (western spadefoot toad) is the source of this 9676-nucleotide messenger RNA. Lineage: Eukaryota; Metazoa; Chordata; Amphibia; Anura; Pelobatidae. The record is from the annotation of a GenBank genome assembly.
UAUCAUUAUUAUCAUUAUUAUUAUUGUCGUCAUUAAUUAUUAAAUUAUUUAGUUUCAGGUUUUGUGCUUUCCUUCCAAGAAUGAGCGGUAAGACAAGAAAUUCUGCCCCUGGAGCUCCUGUAGAUCUAUCAUUCAAAUGCAUCAACUUGAUGGCAGGUACUGCAAAGAUCUGACACUACAUAAAUAACACUUACAUUAUACACAGAUCACACAGUCAUUAAAUAACACUAACAUUAUACACAGAUCACACAGUCAGUAAAUAACACUAACAUUAUACACAGAUCACACAGUCAGUAAAUAACACUAACAUUAUACACAGAUCACAGUCAUUAAAUAACACUACCAUUAUACACAGAUCACAGUCAUUAAAUAACACUAACAUUAUACGCAGAUCACACAGUCAUAAAUAACACUAACAUUAUACGCAGAUCACAGUCAUUAAAUAACACUAACAUUAUACGCAGAUCACACAGUCAUUAAAUAACACUAACAUUAUACGCAGAUCACACAGUCAUUAAAUAACACUAACAUUAUACGCAGAUCACACAGUCAUUAAAUAACACCAACAUUAUACGCAGAUCACACAGUCAUUAAAUAACACCAACAUUAUACGCAGAUCACUGUCAUUAAAUAACACUAACAUUAUACGCAGAUCACACAGUCAUUAAAUAACACCAACAUUAUACGCAGAUCACACAGUCAUUAAAUAACACUAACAUUAUACUCAGAUCACACAGUCAUUAAAUAACACUAAUAUUAUACUCAGAUCACACAGUCAUUAAAUAACACUAACAUUAUACGCAGAUCAAACAGUCAUUAAAUAACACCAACAUUAUACACAGAUCACAGUCAUUAAAUAACACUAACAUUAUACGCAGAUCACACAGUCAUUAAAUAACACUAACAUUAUACACAGAUCACACAGUCAUUAAAUAACACUAACAUUAUACGCAGAUCACACAGUCAUUAAAUAACACUAACAUUAUACGCAGAUCACACAGUCAGUAAAUAACACUAACAUUAUACGCAGAUCACAGUCAUUAAAUAACACUAACAUUAUACGCAGAUCACACAGUCAUUAAAUAACACUAAUAUUAUACGCAGAUCACACAGUCAUUAAAUAACACUAACAUUAUACGCAGAUCACAAAGUCAUUAAAUAACACUAACAUUAUACACAGAUCACACAGUCAUUAAAUAACACUAACAUUAUACACAGAUCACACAGUCAUUAAAUAACACUAACAUUAUACGCAGAUCACACAGUCAUUAAAUAACACUAACAUUAUACGCAGAUCACACAGUCAGUGUUAUUUAAUGUCAUUAAAUAACACCAAGAGCAUAUUCACUGAAUUGUACUGAAAUGAAAUGUAAAUGGCUAAAAUCCCCGCACAGUGAAUAUAGCUGAAGUGAAUGUUUCCAAGUCGCUCCUUUUACCCUCGUACUGUCAGCUUUCUUCACUAAAUUGAGAAUACCCUGAACUGACAGGAGAAUCACACAUUCUAGAAGAGAGGAAACAAACUGGACGCAUUCUCCAACUUAUCUAUUUUUACCAAUUUUGCCUUAGUUUUUUUUUAUCAGUUCUUCUCAGUUCUGGUGUAAUGAAUGAAAAGCAGAAGUUCCCAAUGUCAUUGUCACGGGGUUACCCACAAAAGGUUAGAGGUCAACUAGGGUCAAGAGUAAGAAAACAAUGAAAUAUUCAAACAGGGCUAUACAAACCACUACUAGCCAGUCGCAACAUUAUAUAAAAUAAUUAUAAAACUGACAGCCAUGGGUGGAGGCAUAACUACUACAUGGUGAGCAUCUACUACUUAGCAGGAUUAAAAAUGUAGUGACUGGGUUGUUAUUGCUGCUCAGCCCCCACCAGGCCCUCACCCAUGGGCAGCAGGUGGGGGGCUAUAAUAAUACACCAGGAGAACAUGCCAGCGUCCCUCCUGGCCCUCACCCAUGGGCAGCAGGUAAGGCUGCUAUAAUAAUACACCAGGAGAACAUGCCAGCGUCCCUCCUGGCCCUCACCCAUGGGCACCAGGUGGGGGGCUAUAAUAAUACACCAGGAGAACAUGCCAGCGUCCCUCCUGGCCCUCACCCAUGGGCACCAGGUGGGGGGCUAUAAUAAUACACCAGGAGAACAUGCCAGCGUCCCUCCUGGCCCUCACCCAUGGGCACCAGGUGGGGGGCUAUAAUAAUACACCAGGAGAACAUGCCAGCGUCCCUCCUGGCCCUCACCCAUGGGCAGCAGGUGGGGGGCUAGGCGGCUAUAAUAAUACACCAGGAGAACAUGCCAGCGUCCCUCCUGGCCCUCACCCAUGGGCAGCAGGUGGGGGGCUAUAAUAAAACACCAGGAGAACAUGCCUGGCCCUGAGCAGCAGAUGGGGCGGCUAUAAUAAUACACCAGGAGAACAUGCCAGUGUCCCUGCCUGGCCCUCACCCAUGGGCAGCAGGUGGGGGGGGGCUAUAAUAGACACCAGGAGAACAUGCCAGCGUCCCUCCUGGCCCUCACCCAUGGGCAGCAGGUGGGGGCUAUAAUAAUACACCAGGAGAACAUGCCAGCGUCCCUCCUGGCCCUCACCCAUGGGCAGCAAGUCGGGGGCUAUAAUAAACACCAGGAGAACAUGCCAGCAUCCUUCCCAACCCUCACCCAUGGGCAACAGUUAGGGGGCUAUAAGAAACACCAGGAGAACAUGCCAGCGUUCCUCCUGGCCCCCACCUAUGGGCAGCAGGUGGGGGGCUAUAAUAUACAUGCCAUCAUCAUUCUGGGUCUCACCCAUGGGGGGCUAUAAUAAUACACCAGGAUAACAUGCCAGUGUCCCUCCUUGCCCUCACCCAUGGGCAGCAGGUGGGGGUGCUAUAAUAUACACCAGGAGAAAAUGCCUGUGCCUCUCCUGGCCCUGGCUCAUGGGCAGGAGGUGGGGGGGCUAUAAUAUACACCAGGAGAACAUGCCAGUGCUGCUCCUGGCCCUCGCCCAUGGGCAACAAGUGGGGGCUAUAAUAUACACCAGGAGAAUAUGCCAUUAUCAUUCUGGGCCUCACCCAUGGACAGCAGGUGGGGAGCUAUAAUAAACACCAGGAGAACAUGCUAGCGUUCCUCCCGGCCCUCACCCAUGGGCAGCAGGUGGGAAGCUAUAAUAAACACCAGGAGAACAUGCCAGCGUUUCUCCUGGCCCUCACCCAUGGGCAGCAGGUGGGGGGCUAUAAUAUACACCAGGAGAACAUGCCAUCAUCAUUCUGGGCCUCACCCAUGGACAGCAGGUGGGGAGCUAUAAUAAGCAGCAGGAGAACAUGCUAUUGUCUCCCACAACACUCCACCCAUUAAUAUCAGCUGAAGAUGUUUUUCUAAUGAGGAGUGGACAAGCCAUUGUCCGCUCCCUUGUUUUAGUGUUUCCCCCUAUGGGUAGGUAGGGGUCCCCAAGCUCCUAGCCACUCCUCAUGAAAUAUUCCUUAGCUACUCCAUUUACCCUAAUAAUAGUGGGGUGGCAAUACAUGUAAACAUCUGUGAAAAUAAUACUUUAUAUCCCAUGCAGGAACAUCUCGAAACAUGGACUGAUGGUAUGUGUGCUGACAACAGAUGUUCAAUUUGGACAGAAUUGACAUUCACAGAAAAUAAUUGGGCUAAUUAAUGGUUCUGCAUCUUCCAGGCAGACUAAUGGCACCUUUGGCCGCUCUGCUAUGUAACUCUUAAAAAAAAAAAAAAAAAAAAAGACAUGAAUCGCAAAAAACCCCCAAAAACUUGACACACAAGAACAAUGCAUGUGGGCUCCGCGCAUACUGACAAUUCCGCCCAUGCAUUGUUAUAGAGCCCCCACUCGCAAGCCACUGCUUUAGCUUGUCACUCACCCCCAUCCCCAUUUUAGCCACAUACUGAUGUCCAACGAGAGGAGGCAGACGAGUGCCAGGUUCAUUUUCUGGUCCUUUCCCUUUGGGACAGAGUCUUUUUAGUGAAUAGGCAGCAAUGGCUAAUGCCUGGGGCAAUAAGGGUGUUUAUGUUUAGACAGGGGUAAUAUUAACCCUUUGUCUUUUAUACAAAUACAGGUCUACUUAUUGUGAAACAAGUAUAGAAAAAUGAGUUAGUGAAAGAGCCAUUUGUACAGUGUUUUACUAUGUCCUGUCAUUGCAGACACUCUGUUGGAGGAGCCCCGCAUGGGACUGAAGCCAGUCAAACGAUGUAAAGAUGGGAAGCUGCUGAGUCAAGCCUUGCGUCUCAACAACAAUAUCCUAACUGACCUUCAAGGCUUCGGGGAAACAAUGGAGAAGCUUCUAAGUGACUCAUCACAGCUCUCCUGGAUUGACCUGUCCUUCAAUGAUCUGUCCACUAUUGAUCCAGUAAGCCUGUUGACAUACGUUGUAUAGACACAGCUCAGCAUCUGAUCUGCCAUCUCUAAUUGGGAUCCAAUACUCACCUAAUGGGCAGUGCUCCCCCCCAUCUCAUUCAUACAAUGUCCAACUUUCUCAUUGUGAACAUUCUUGUCAACCCUCUCACAAUCUAGCUGCAUUUAUUCCUAGUAUAUGGAGCCUCUAUACUCUAGUGUGGACUAGGCUGGUAUAAAUUACGGGUGCACAUCAUUUUUAGAGCGUUAGCCAGGUGACUGACUGAAAUUCUUAUCGGAGGCCACUGCCAUGAGAUGUCAACAUGUUGGUUGUACUCGAAUCUUGAAGGUGAUCUUUUUGAUAAUUGGUUGCAGGUUGAAUUUCUUUUUCACCUGUUAAUUUGCUUUGGAUUUGCAUCUGUGAAGAUUCGUUGUUGAAAAUUUCUGUUCACAGAUGUAUGUGCUCGCAAACAUGAUUGCACAUAUUGCUGCAUUGUGCAGUGGAAUGUAGCAGAACAGCGUCACCAGGAAUCAGCAUAUAAUGGACCACGCCGCUAGUAAUGUAACUAUCUAGCAUGUAACAGACCACUUCACCAGGAAUCUGCAUGUAAUGGACCACUUCCCAGGAAUCGGCAUGUAAUGGACCACUUCCCAGGAAUCGGCAUGUAAUGGACCCUUUUAUGCCCGGGGUGCCGUUACAGACCACGCCGCUAGUAAUGUAACUAUCUAGCAUGUAACAGACCACUUCACCAGGAGUCGGCAUGUAAUGGACCACUUCCCAAGAAUCGGCAUGUAAUGGACCACUUCACAAGAAUCUGCAUGUAAUGGACCAUUUCCCAAGAAUCGGCAUGUAAUGGACCACUUCCCAGGAAUCAGCAUGUAAUGGACCACUUCCCCAGGAAUUGGCAUGUAAUGGACCACUUCCCAAGGAAUCGGCAUGUAACAGACCACUUCCCCAGGAAUCGGCAUGUAGCAGACCACUUCCCCAGGAAUCGGCAUGUAGCAGACCACUUCCCCAGGAAUCGGCACGUAGCAGACCACUUCCCCAGGAAUCGGCAUGUAGCAGACCACUUCUCCAGGAAUCGGCAUGUAACAGACCACUUCACCAGGAAUCAGCAUUUAAGGGACCACUUCCCAGGAAUCGGCAUGUAACAGACCACUUCACCAGGAAUCAGCAUUUAAGGGACCACUUCCCAGGAAUCGGCAUGUAACAGACCACUUCACCAGGAAUCAGCAUGUAGCAGACCACUUCUCCAGGAAUCAGCAUGUAGCAGACAACACUGCCGGUAAUUGACAUGUAGCAGGCCGCGUCACCAGGAAUCAGCAUGUAGCAGGCCACACCGCCAAUAAUGGGCAUGUAGCAGAUCACACCACCAGUAAUUGACACCUAUAUAUAUCGAGUCACACCGUCAGUAAUCGGCAUAUAGCAAUCACACCGCCAGUAAUUUCACACCGUCAGUAAUCGGCAUAUAGCAAUCACACCGCCAGUAACGGGCAUGUAGCGGAUCACACCGCCAGUAACGGGCAUGUAGCGGAUCACACCGCCAGUAACGGGCAUGUAGCGGAUCACACCGCCAGUAACGGGCAUGUAGCGGAUCACACUGCCAGUAAUUGGCAUGUAGCAGACCACUUCACCAUGAAUCGACAUGUAGCAGACCACUUCUCCAGGAAUCAGCAUGUAACAGACCACUUCACCAGGAAUCAGCAUUUAAGGGACCACUUCCCAGGAAUCGGCAUGUAACAGACCACUUCACCAGGAAUCAGCAUUUAAGGGACCACUUCACCAGGAAUCAGCAUGUAGCAGACCACUUCUCCAGGAAUCGGCAUGUAACAGACCACUUCACCAGGAAUCAGCAUGUAGCAAACCACUUCUCCAGGAAUCGGCAUGUAACAGACCACUUCACCAGGAAUCAGCAUUUAAGGGACCACUUCCCAGGAAUCGGCAUGUAACAGACCACUUCACCAGGAAUCAGCAUGUAGCAGACCACUUCUCCAGGAAUCGGCAUGUAACAGACCACUUCACCAGGAAUCAGCAUUUAAGGGACCACCAGAAUGGGCAUGUAACAGACCCACUUCACCAGGAAUCAGCAUGUAGCAGACCACUUCUCCAGGAAUCGGCAUGUAACAGACCACUUCACCAGGAAUCAGCAUUUAAGGGACCACUUCCCAGGAAUCGGCAUGUAACAGACCACUUCACCAGGAAUCAGCAUGUAGCAGACCACUUCUCCAGGAAUCGGCAUGUAACAGACCACUUCACCAGGAAUCAGCAUGUAGCAGACCACUUUUCCAGGAAUCAGCAUGUAGCAGACAACACUGCCGGUAAUUGACAUGUAGCAGAUCACACCACCAGUAAUUGACACAUAUAUAUAUCGAGUCACACCGUCAGUAAUCGGCAUAUAGCAAUCACACCGCCAGUAACGGGCAUGUAGCGGAUCACACCGCCAGUAACGGGCAUGUAGCGGAUCACACCGCCAGUAACGGGCAUGUAGCGGAUCACACUGCCAGUAAUUGGCAUGUAGCAGACCACUUCACCAUGAAUCGACAUGUAACAGACCACUUCACCAGGAAUCAGCAUUUAAGGGACCACUUCCCAGGAAUCGGCAUGUAACAGACCACUUCACCAGGAAUCAGCAUGUAGCAGACCACUUCUCCAGGAAUCGGCAUGUAACAGACCACUUCACCAGGAAUCAGCAUUUAAGGGACCACUUCCCAGGAAUCGGCAUGUAACAGACCACUUCACCAGGAAUCAGCAUGUAGCAGACCACUUCUCCAGGAAUCGGCAUGUAACAGACCACUUCACCAGGAAUCAGCAUGUAGCAGACCACUUUUCCAGGAAUCAGCAUGUAGCAGACAACACUGCCGGUAAUUGACAUGUAGCAGAUCACACCACCAGUAAUUGACACAUAUAUAUAUCGAGUCACACCGUCAGUAAUCGGCAUAUAGCAAUCACACCGCCAGUAACGGGCAUGUAGCGGAUCACACCGCCAGUAACGGGCAUGUAGCGGAUCACACCGCCAGUAACGGGCAUGUAGCGGAUCACACCGCCAGUAACGGGCAUGUAGCGGAUCACACUGCCAGUAAUUGGCAUGUAGCAGACCACUUCACCAUGAAUCGACAUGUAACAGACCACUUCACCAGGAAUCAGCAUUUAAGGGACCACUUCCCAGGAAUCGGCAUGUAACAGACCACUUCACCAGGAAUCAGCAUGUAGCAGACCACUUCACCAGGAAUCAGCAGGACCACUUCGGAAUCAUGUAACAGACCACUUCACCAGGAAUCAGCAUGUAGCAAACCACUUCUCCAGGAAUCGGCAUGUAACAGACCACUUCACCAGGAAUCAGCAUUUAAGGGACCACUUCCCAGGAAUCGGCAUGUAACAGACCACUUCACCAGGAAUCAGCAUGUAGCAGACCACUUCUCCAGGAAUCGGCAUGUAACAGACCACUUCACCAGGAAUCAGCAUGUAGCAGACCACUUUUCCAGGAAUCAGCAUGUAGCAGACAACACUGCCGGUAAUUGACAUGUAGCAGGCCACACCGCCAGUAAUUGACACAUAUAUAUAUCGAGUCACACCGUCAGUAAUCGGCAUAUAGCAAUCACACCGCCAGUAACGGGCAUGCAGCGGAUCACACCGCCAGUAACGGGCAUGUAGCGGAUCACACCGUUAGUAACGGGCAUGUAGCGGAUCACACUGCCAGUAAUUGGCAUGUAGCAGACCACUUCACCAUGAAUCGACAUGUAACAGACCACUUCUCCAGGAAUCGACAUGUAACAGACCACUUCUCCAGGAAUCGGCAUGUAAUUGGCAUGUAGCAGAUCACACCGCCAGUAAUUGGCAUGUAGAGGAUCACACCGCCAGUAAUCAGCAUAUACAUAUAGUGCAUCACACUGCCAGGAAUUGGCAUGUAGCGGGUCACACUGCCAGGAAUUGGCAUGUAGCUGGUCACACUGCCAGGAAUUGGCAUGUAGCUGGUCACACUGCCAGGAAUUGGCAUGUAACGGGUCACACUGCCAGGAAUUGGCAUGUAGCUGGUCACACUGCCAGGAAUUGGCAUGUAACGGGUCACACUGCCAGGAAUUGGCAUGUAGCUGGUCACACUGCCAGGAAUUGGCAUGUAACGGGUCACACUGCCAGGAAUUGGCAUGUAGCUGGUCACACUGCCAGGAAUUGGCAUGUAACGGGUCACACUGCCAGGAAUUGGCAUGUAACGGGUCACACUGCCAGGAAUUGGCAUGUAGCGGGUCACACUGCCAGUAAUUGGCAUGUAGCUGGUCACACCACCAGUAAUUGGCAUGUAGCAGAUCACACCGCCAGUAACUGGCAUGUAGCGGGUCACACCGACAGUAAUUGGCAUGUAGCGGGUCACACUGCCAGUAACUGGCAUGUAGCGGUCCAUGCAGCCAGUACACAUUUUUGCAGUAUUGAUUAUAAGCGUCCUCACUCCUCUUAGUGGGUGCUUGCUUGGGGACCCUGAGCUGUAUAUUGGUCACCGAUUCUUCCACCCACUCUCAGAACCAGUCCCACCUUACCCUACAUGUUUUGUGAGGAGGUAAAGCAGGAUGGUGCUAUUCAGCUAAGCAUGGCCAAACUAAGAGGGCAUUCAGCGGACACUCAAUAAGAGCAGCUCUGCACAGCCCGGCUUAGUAAACGUAACUGCACUCUCCUGCAGGAAAAUCCCAGAAGGGUUUGCUAGCACAGGCAUCAGCCCCUGAGUCUUGCACCAGUUACAAUACAAAUCAGAUGAGAAGAUUUGCAGAAUGUGGACAACGUGCACUAAAUAACAAUCUUGCCGAUCCAUCACUUAAAGAGUAACAAAGUGCUACCUUUCUAUUUGUGUGCUCCCAUGUAACGCUGAGAGAGGUGAAGGGCCAUGUAUUGGACAUUUUGGAUUGUCUCGUGUAUACUAAUACAUCAUUCCUGGUACAUAUCACACGAUUUGACUUAAAUAAAGACCCAUUUAGCUAAACUAUAAAUUCUCUGCUAUUAGAUUACCCAUUUGUGCAUGUUUAAGCAGGUAUGCUGGUCUGAGCAUGGUUCUCAUCACUCCUUCCUCUAUGCUAAGCCUGCUCUGCUGCAGUUACUUGUACAUUUGUUUUUUUUAUUCUGCACGUUGGUGUUUUAUAAACUAUAAUAUUACAUUUUAUUGUCUCCUUUCCAGGUCCUAACCACUUACCUCCAGCUUUCAGUGCUCAACCUUCAUGGUAACAGCAUCCGCCAGCUGUCAGAGGUGGAUAAAUUGGCAUGUCUGCCCAACUUGAAGAGUCUCACCCUGCAUGGCAACCCCAUCGAGACUGAGAAAGGGUACAGGUGAGCAGGUCACCACUUUGUAAUGCAAGCUGGCAGGGAUAUUCACUAUAGUGAGCAUUCAAAAU